Molecule: messenger RNA, 615 nt
Organism: Acanthosepion pharaonis
Lineage: Eukaryota; Metazoa; Mollusca; Cephalopoda; Sepiida; Sepiidae
Source: the annotation of a GenBank genome assembly
AUGGGAGCUCUCUUUCUCUCUCUCUCUCUCUCUCUCUCUCCUCUCUCUUCCCUACCCGUUCACUCUCUUUCACUUUCUUACUGUCUCACUCUUCAUUUCUUUCUCUCUCUUUUCCCUCACUGUCACUCUCUUAUCUCUCACUCUUUUCCAUUUCUCUCUCUCUUUUCAAUAUACUCUUACCCAACUUUCAUUCUCUUUUCUCUCUCCAUUCACUUCCUCUCUCUCCCUUACUUUCUUAACCCUAUCCCUUCCACUUAUCUCUCUCUCUCUCUAUCCUCUCUUUUUCCGUUUUCCCUUCUUCUCUACCACUUUCUUCUACUUCCCUUCUCUGAUUUACACUCUCUAUUUCCUCAUCCUCUUCAAGCCUUUCUUCCUCCUUCUCUCUCUCUCUCUCUCUCUGUCUCUCUCUACCACGUCUCACUUUCUCAUUUUCUUUCUACCUCUCUCUUUCCAGUAUUAAACUCUCUCUCUCCGUUCAACUCCCUCUCUCUCUCUCUUCGUUCAACUCUCUCCUUUACUCUGGUUUUCCUUAUCGCCUUCCUCCUCUCUCACUCUAUUUCCUUCCAUUCUCUCUUUCUCUCUCUGGUUUUAUCUCUUUUUUAUCGCUGUGUAUAA